UCCCCCAAUAUAUAUAGAAUACUACGAUGACUAUCUAAUUUAGACAGCCUACCUAUAUCUGCGAUUGAAAAAAAAACUAUAGCAGAAUGCUUAAGAUAACACAAGUCUACAAUUGACGCAUGCGUGGUAGUUGUUAAGACUUGGCAAAACAACUCCAUAAACCGUUCUUCUUCUUCUGAUGUUUUAUGGCGGUUGGCAAACAGCUUUUGGUGCAUUACCGUCACAAACCGGUCAAAUACUCUUGAUAGUUGUUAUUGCGUAGCUAUUCAUUGCCUCAGCAGUCUUUGGUAUACGUUGCACAGAAAGAAACCACAGAGAACAUGGCAGUAGAAAAGCUCAGGAAAGAAGACACUCUCGCAAUGAGGAAGAGACUGAUCGGGCAGUCAUGUAGACUGUUUUAUUCAGACGACCCUGUGAAAAUAGUAAGAGCAAGAGGACAAUAUCUAUUCGAUGAGAAUGGCCAGCGCUAUCUGGACUGUAUCAGUAACGUUCAUCAUGUGGGCCAUUGUCACCCCAGCAUUACAAAAGCUGCAGCAGCACAAAUGGACAUCCUGAACACAAAUUCACGAUUCCUACACGACAACAUAGUCCUGUAUGCAGACCGCCUGUCUGCCACCCUGCCUGAGAAACUGUGUGUCUUCUACUUCGUUAACUCUGGUUCAGAGGCCAAUGAUCUUGCCCUACGCUUGGCACAGCAGUACACCCAACACAAGGACGUCAUUGUGCUUGACCAUGCAUACCAUGGGCAUCUAAUGUCCCUCAUCGACAUUAGUCCUUACAAGUUCCGGAAACUGGCAGGACAGAAAGAAUGGGUUCAUGUGGCACCCUUACCAGACACCUACAGAGGAAUAUACAGAGAGAAUCACCCCAACCCAGGCCAAGCAUAUGCUGAUACAGUAAAAGACCUAAUAGAGGAGGUGCACAGGAAAGGGCGUAAGAUCUCUGCCUUCUUUGCUGAAUCGUUGCCAAGUGUUGGAGGACAAAUCAUCUUGCCCCAAGGAUACUCCGCUAAAGUUGCAGAAUAUGUGCACUCAGCUGGUGGAGUGUUUGUGGCAGACGAGGUGCAGACAGGCUUUGGACGCGUGGGAAGUCACUUCUGGGGUUUCCAGCUGCAGGGCGAGGGUUUCUGUCCUGACAUAGUGACCAUGGGCAAACCAAUGGGCAAUGGGCAUCCCCUUGCAUGUGUGGCAACCACUGUAGAGAUAGCUGCAGCUUUCACAGCCAACGGAGUGGAGUACUUCAAUACGUUUGGAGGGAAUCCAGUGUCCUGUGCAAUUGGCCUGGCAGUCCUUGAUGUGAUAGAGAAAGAGGACCUAAGAGGAAACGCCACACGGGUGGGAGCACAUCUUAAAGAUUUGCUCACAAAGCUACAAACACGACAUCAAAUAAUUGGUGAUGUCAGAGGCACAGGACUGUUUGUGGGUCUUGAGCUGGUGACAGACAGGGAGCAGAAGACUCCUGCCACAGAAAAAGCAGCAUGGGUGGUGAAAAGGUUGAAAGAUGAAAAAAUCUGUGUCAGUACAGAUGGCCCCUGGGAAAACGUUGUGAAGUUUAAACCUCCUAUGUGCUUUACUAUGGAAGACACAGAACUGGUGGUACAAUGUAUAGACCGCAUCCUCACAGACAUGGAAGUCAGUGACCUUAAACUGGAAAAGGAAGACAUCUAAGGUGUUCAGUACCACUGUAAAGUUAUGACUUCACUGAUGAAACAGCCAAUAGGAGGUACAAGAACGGUGGUGCCAACAGCACGUCAUAAUGUGGGAGAUGACCAAUAUAGAAGAUGCUGCUGCUAAUGUGACACUAAUCAACUCCCAGAUUAACAUUUUUAAAUCAAGGAAUUAAUAAAGUUAAUUUUUAAAA
Molecule: messenger RNA, 1860 nt
Organism: Siniperca chuatsi (mandarin fish)
Lineage: Eukaryota; Metazoa; Chordata; Actinopteri; Centrarchiformes; Sinipercidae
Gene: phykpl
Product: 5-phosphohydroxy-L-lysine phospho-lyase
Exons: 13
Coding region: 321-1667 (448 amino acids)
Cellular component (GO): mitochondrion
Molecular function (GO): pyridoxal phosphate binding; transaminase activity
Source: RefSeq, a predicted model, not a curated record